Messenger RNA from Peronospora matthiolae, 366 nucleotides. Lineage: Eukaryota; Oomycota; Peronosporomycetes; Peronosporales; Peronosporaceae. The record is from the annotation of a GenBank genome assembly.
AUGGUAGAGUUUGCCAUUAACAACUCGGUGCAUGCGUCCACGACACAUACACCGUUUUACGUGAAUGGCUUGCGCUAUCCGCGUGUACCCACCUUACUAGAGUGUAACUCUGGUUUAAGGGGGGAGGGACUCGCGCGAGCAAAACCGAUUUGGUUCAAGCUUUCAUCACGCUCUGACGAAGAGGUCAUUGCAUUUGAUGCCAAUAUCGAUAACAUCGAUAUAGAAGAAGAUGAUGCCAGUGAGAGUGCGGAAGCCCUCACUGAAGAAAAGGCUGAUGUUGCUGUAGUGCACUCACAGCGCACUGAAGCUAACGAGUCAUCAGAUGAGUUCAUACCGGCUCGUGAAACGGUAGUCCGUUUUGAAUAA